CGCCCCCUCACAAAACCCUGCCUUGUGAUUGGUCAACUGCUUUUUUACCCGCGAAAACUCGUCACGUGGUUACCACUUUUGGCGGGAAAGGCACUCGGAGGUGGCGUGUACAGCAGCAGCGGCAUCUCCACCUGCAAUCACUCGCCCCCCACGACCAGCAGCAGCGGCAUCGUCAGGGCAAUGUCUUCUCCACCCUCCACCCCGCAGAACAAGCGCGGCAAGCGCAGUCGCGAGAAUGCCGGCGACAGCAGCGUGCCCAGCACACCGGGCUCCGUGGGGGGGUCCUCGCCCCCCCUCCAGCGUGCCCGGCUCUUGGCCGCCGACGCCGUGGCGUCCCCGGGCUCUGCCGACCUCGUGCCGCUGCCCGCAUCCCCGCUGGUGGUCGGCGCCAGUGUGGGCAGCGUGGGCAGCACCGGCGCCCCGAGCCCCGCACGCACCUCGCUCUUCUCCAGCCCCGCGCCGCCCUCGCGCCAGCCCAGCACCAUAGGAGCGAGCGAGCCAUCUUCCCCGCUGUGCUACGGCACGCCGAGCUCGGGCCGCAGCGGCGCCCGCGGCACCCCACGGCGCCAGCGCCCCGACCUCGGCUCCGCGCACAAACCCCGGCAGGUGGACCUGGCGGCCGUGGAGCAGUCGGCGGAUGACUCGGUGGCGAGCGAGCAGUCGAUGGGACAGAAGCUCGUCAUCUGGGGCACGGACGUCAACGUCAACACCUGCAAGGACAAGUUCAAGCGCUUCCUGCUGCGCUUCGUGACAAGCGAGGAGCGCGAGGACGAGGACUGCCCCGGGGUCGACCUCACGGCGCCCCUCUACAUGCAGCGCCUCGAGGAGGUGAGUGUGAUCGGGGAGCCUUUUCUGAACGUGAACCUGGAGCACCUGCGGCUCUUCGACUCUGACCUCUACCGCCAGCUCGUCAACUACCCCCAGGAAGUGAUCCCGACGCUGGACAUGGCAGCCAACGAGCUGUUUGUGGAGCGCCACGCGGACUCUGUGCUGGAGCACCAGCUGCAGGUGCGGCCCUACAACGCCGUGAAGACACGCAACAUGCGCAACCUCAACCCCGAGGACAUCGACCAGCUGAUCACCAUCUCGGGGAUGGUGAUCCGCUCGUCGCAGCUCAUCCCCGAGAUGCAGGAGGCGGUGUUCCGCUGCCACGUGUGCGGCGCCGGCGCCCGCGUCGAGAUCGACCGCGGGCGCAUCGCCGAGCCGGCGCUCUGCCGCAACUGCAACACCACGCACAGCAUGGCGCUCAUACACAACCGCUCGCUCUUCUCCGACAAGCAGAUGAUCAAGCUGCAGGAGUCCCCGGACGACAUGCCGCCCGGGCAGACGCCGCACACCGUGGUGCUGUAUGCACACAACGACCUGGUGGACAAGGUGCAGCCCGGGGACCGUGUCAAUGUCACUGGCAUCUACCGCGCGGUGCCACUGCGUGUUCACCCGCGUGCGGGCAACGUGAAGUCCGUGUACAAGACCCACAUCGACGUGGUGAAUUUCAUCAAGACGGAUGCCAAGCGCCUUCGCGGCAUCGACGACGAGGAGCAGCACAAGGUGUUCUCUGCGGAGCGCGUGGAGGUUCUGAAGGAGCUGGCGUCCAAGCCGGACAUCUACGACCGUCUCUCCUCCGCUCUAGCGCCCAGCAUCUACGAGAACAACGACAUCAAGAAGGGGAUCCUACUGCAGCUGUUUGGCGGCACCCGCAAAGACUUCAGUGGAACCGGCCGCGGGAAUUUCCGCGCGGAGAUCAACAUCCUCCUGUGCGGAGACCCGGGCACCAGCAAGUCUCAGCUGCUGCAGUACGUGCACGGGCUGGUGCCGCGGGGCCAGUACACGAGCGGCAAGGGCUCGAGUGCCGUGGGGCUCACGGCGUACGUCACGCGCGACCCCGAAACGCGCCAGACGGUGCUGCAGACGGGCGCCCUCGUGCUCAGCGACAACGGCGUCUGCUGCAUCGACGAGUUUGACAAGAUGAACGACAGCACGCGCUCCGUGCUGCACGAGGUCAUGGAGCAGCAGACGCUCUCCAUCGCCAAGGCGGGCAUCAUCUGCCAGCUGAAUGCCCGCACCUCCAUCCUGGCGGCUGCCAACCCCGUGGAGUCGCAGUGGAACCACAAGAAGACGACGAUCGAGAACAUCCAGCUGCCUCACACGCUGCUCUCGCGGUUCGACCUCAUCUUCCUCAUCCUGGACCCGCAGGACGAGGCGUUUGACCGCCGCCUGGCGCACCACCUCGUCUCACUCUACUUCCAGUCGCAGGAGGAGGUGGACGAGGAGUUCCUGGACAUGGCGGUGCUGCGUGACUACAUCGCCUACUCACGCCUCUACGUGCACCCCACACUCAGCGAGGAGGCCGGCCAGACGCUCAUCCAGGCCUACGUGGACAUGCGCAAGGUGGGCAGCGGCCACGGCUCCGUGUCGGCCUACCCACGUCAGCUGGAGAGCCUGAUUCGCCUGGCCGAGGCCCACGCCAAGGUGCGGUUGUCCCCGCGCGUUGAGAUGAUUGACGUGGAGGAGGCCAAGAGGCUGCACCGGGAGGCCCUGAAGCAGGCCGCUACGGACCCACGAACCGGCAUCGUGGACAUCUCCAUCUUCACCACGGGGAUGAGCGCCACCGCCCGUAAGCGCCGCGAGGAGCUGGUCCAGGCCCUCAAGAAGCUGAUCCAGGCCAAGGGCCGGGGCCCGGCUCUCAAGUACCAGGGCCUACUCGACGAACUCCGCACGCAGUCCGACAUGGCCGUUACGAAGGAGCUGUUUGAUGAGACGCUUCGGGCUUUGGCUGACGAGGACUUCCUCACCGUCACCGGCAAGACCGUCCGUCUGCUCUAACUGCCUCCCUCCCUCCCUCUCUCCAUCUAUCCCUCCAUCCCUCAUUCUAUCCAUCCCUCCCUGUCUCCCUCCCUUCCACCAACCCUCGUUCCAUCACUCUAUCCAUCCCUCCCUCUCUGCCUCCAUCCAUCCCUCCCUCUCUCCCUCCAUCCAUCCCUCCCUGCAUCUCUCCCUCCAUAUCUCCCUGCAUCUUUAUCUCCAUCUCUCCUCCAACUCUCCCUCCGUCCCGGUUUGCAUGCAACGCCUCCGCCACUGUCUGGCAGGCAGGGCCCAGUUGCCAGGGAACCAGCCCAGUUCCGUUCCAUGGUCACCAGCACCUGAACCCAGUCCUCCCCCACGCUGUGAGCCACGAUGCUCCAUUACCUUUCACUUCCCUCCCUUACCCCCUCAGGGCAGCAGCGGAGCGACCGUAAAUAAAAUAAAUAAAAGCGUUUAACGCUGGCGUCCCUGGGCCUUCCACUGUCCCGAGGCAAACUCGGAUUUUGUCAUUUUCCACCAUUUGUGUUUUUUUCCGGUGAAAAUGCGUUUCUCACAAGUUGGGACCGUGUGCGAGCGGAGCUGCUGAGCCCGCAACCCCCCUCUCAUUUCUGUUUCCGUGUUGACCCCCCCCCGUUGUUAAAGUCAACAGCUUGUGGCGAUUCAUAAAUGGUUUGUCGGAUUGGAUCGUGUGGGCAUGAUGUCUAGUGUUUGACUCGAACCCUCCACCACCCGACAUCGCCAAUCGAUU
Molecule: messenger RNA, 3550 nt
Organism: Petromyzon marinus (sea lamprey)
Lineage: Eukaryota; Metazoa; Chordata; Hyperoartia; Petromyzontiformes; Petromyzontidae
Gene: MCM4
Product: minichromosome maintenance complex component 4
Biological process (GO): DNA strand elongation involved in DNA replication; DNA replication; double-strand break repair via break-induced replication
Cellular component (GO): nucleus; MCM complex
Molecular function (GO): single-stranded DNA helicase activity; ATP hydrolysis activity; ATP binding
Source: RefSeq, a predicted model, not a curated record